Messenger RNA from Aaosphaeria arxii CBS 175.79, 891 nucleotides. Its product is annotated as short chain dehydrogenase. Bases 1 to 891 code for a protein of 296 amino acids. NCBI's taxonomy places the organism in Eukaryota, Fungi, Ascomycota, Dothideomycetes, Pleosporales. The transcript is spliced from 3 exons. Gene Ontology annotation, molecular function: oxidoreductase activity, acting on NAD(P)H, oxygen as acceptor. The record is from RefSeq and is a predicted model, not a curated record. Gene Ontology annotation, cellular component: intracellular anatomical structure.
AUGGCCCCAGGAAUUCAGAACCAAGUCGUUAGCGACACUACCCUUCCCGCUGUCAUUCCCGAGUCAAAUCAGACACCCGCAAACAAUGCGACUGAACUGCUUUUCACAUUGAAGAACACUGUAACAUUAGUUACCGGUGGAGCUCGUGGACUUGGAAUAACUUUGGCCUGCGCCAUUGCUGAGGCGGGUGGCCAUGUUGCGUGUGUAGACAUUUUGGAACAGCCAUUGCCAGAGGAAUGGGCUGGCCUCGAGAAGAUCGCCAAACGAUCUGGUCUUUGGUGCAAAUACUACCAAUGCGAUAUCACGAACGAGCCGAACGUCGAGCAGGUUUUCGAUGAGGUUAAGCAAGAGACCCAGCGUCUUAACGCACCUUUCAGAGGUACCGUCGCAUGCGCCGGCAUCCAGCAGAAGCAGCCUGCUUUGGAAUACCCAGGAUCCGAUUAUGAGAGGAUCUUCCGUGUCAACGCUGUCGGUGCUUUCCUGACUGCGAAAUACGCUGCCAGGGCCAUGAAGGCAACCAACGUACACGGUAGCAUUGUCAUGAUUGCUUCCAUGUCUGGUAACAUUGCCAACCGAGGAUUGGAUUGCUCCGCCUACAACAGCAGCAAAGCUGCAGUCCAACAAAUGACUCGUUCGCUCGCACAGGAAUGGGGCCAGUAUGGCAUCCGCGUCAACUCAUUGUCUCCCGGUUACAUCCGAACCGCUAUGACCGAUGCCCUGCUCCAAGCCGAGCCCGAGUUGGAGAAGACAUGGAUGGCAGGUGCUCUUCUAGGACGUUUGGGAGCACCAGAGGAUUUCAAGGCACCGGUUGUGUUCCUUUUGGGAUCUGGAAGCAGUUUCAUGACAGGUGCAGACCUCCGUGUUGACGGUGGUCAUUGUGCGUCGGCAUAA